Molecule: messenger RNA, 1482 nt
Organism: Thermochaetoides thermophila DSM 1495
Lineage: Eukaryota; Fungi; Ascomycota; Sordariomycetes; Sordariales; Chaetomiaceae
Exons: 4
Coding region: 1-1482 (493 amino acids)
Source: RefSeq, a predicted model, not a curated record
AUGCAGACAGAAGAGUUCUGGAAGGCUUUUCUACAUAGUCGCAUCAUCCCAUUUUCUCAUGAGGAGUAUCUUCGCGCAGCCUAUCUUACUCUUAUCCGCUCGAAGAACCGUCGCCGUGGCUUGUUGGAUAUUGCCACCGAGUUUGCUGAAAACAUUAAUAACCUCAGAAAGAGGUCAUCGCAGAUCACCUUGCCCCCAGUGUCAAGGACAUUGACAGUUUUCUGGCUCUAUCACGUCAGACUGGCAAUCCGGGCUAUGGAGGAGCACGAAGAGAAGUACGACUAUAAGGCCGAUGGCUUUGGUCGUCUCAAAAACUACCUUCCAGCACUAUUCAAUCCCGAAUUACACAAAAAGGUCCGUGAACAACUCUUCAAGGUUGCCAACAACAAUGAACCUGGGCACGAUCCUGAGCGUGUGCUGCGGUUUUCGUUUUACGUGGUGCGACGGUAUCUGCGCCCCAGGGAAUCACGAAGCCGCAACAUUAUUCUUAAAUAUGCGUUCGCCUCGUUGGAGAAAUAUCUCAUACGCCUGCGGACAAAGCACAAGGCAGCCUCUCCAUACUCGCUCACGCAAACGUACUUUUUCAUCCAGCUUGUCCAUGCAGCGCUUGCCCAACUUGCGAGCCAUAGACAUGCUAAUUUUGUACAAGACCUGAGCUUCCCACUAUUCAAACAAAUUUCUGGAAUUUCCUCAACGUCUUGGCAAGAUUAUUAUAGCGAAAAGCUCUGGAACAGCUUUGAAGCCCGGGCGUCCUUUGUUUUCCCCGAUCUUAAGCCACUCCCAGACACAGUCACCCCAUUUGCUGAUCUUUCGAGGAACGAUUUCAAGAGCCGGUUAACUGACGAGUUCCUGGACGUCGGUCUCAUUCCCGAGCUUCCUCCGCUGGAAGUUCUUCACUUUUACCAGGAUCUUUUCAUGGCUACAGUUCCAUCUCUUCCUGAGAGAAUGUCUCCCGCCGGUGUUACUUCCUACGAGACGUUAUCAAACCCGCCAAAAUAUCUGAAGCCGGACCAGCACCCACAGCUGUACCACACAUGUUCCUGUCAUCUAUUUGAGCCGUUCACGGAGGAAGCACUGGCAACGAUUGCAGCACGCACUACAGAGAUUGAGUGGGCGUACGAAAGGUACAGGAAGGGCGAUUCUUUCCGGAAUCCGACGGUCAGCCCUCGGGUCAAGGGAUCUACGUUUGAGCAGUGGCUGACACAGUGUGAGGGGCACCUGUUGAUUGCGUAUGAUGAGAGUUGGAGGGCGUUUCUCAUGCGGAAACAGUGGGAAGGGGAAGUGGAGUUGAAAAAGAGGGGGGCAGGACUGGGGAUCAGAACCGAUGGGUGGUUUGCGUGGCUCCAGACUGACGGUGAGGGUGAGGACAAGGAAGAUGAGGGGCAGUCGGAUGGAGAGAAGACGUUGGCAUGUGAGGACGAUCAUGGACCGGCGGUGAAGGAGAAGGAAGAACAAGAUGAUGAUUGGGAACAUGUUGGCUAA